AUGUCGUCCCCCAAAAAAGCGAGCACAUCUCUUCCACGCAAAGAUCAACCAGUGAAUCCAAAUUUGCCUGGCAACUCUGAUGAUUUAUCCGCAGUUAAGUGUGAAAGACUACAUGAAAACUUCUUAUCGAAUGAAUUUAAGAGUCUCGAGGCGCCAGCAAAAUUGUCAUUGUAUUCCUAUACCGCCACAGAAUUAGCAAAGGCCGCCAUGACUUGCGCAAAACUUUCAAAAAAUAGCUUGAGUCUAUUGCAAAGGAAAGCACUCAAAGAACACAAAGACAACUACAAUAAAAAAUAUAAGCUCGAUGACGGUGUCCCCAUUAAAGUCACUAUUGCAGCUUAUUUCAAAUUGUUCGACGAUCUAUUCUUUCUUGGAAGUCUUCAAGUUGGACGCCGCGUUACCAUAGAAGUUGACCAAAAGAAAUUUUCCGAGACUACUCGCAAAGGGAGCUCUUCAGAAGUUGACGGUGCAAACCAAUGGCUGAUUGAAAUCCACAAAAAUGACAAAGGCCUCUGCGACCCAGUGGAGAUUCUACAAGAAAAGCUUACAACUCUGAUGCACGAAAUGAUUCAUGUUUAUCUAGGCUUAUUUGGUUGUCGCCGCUGUGAAGAAAAUUGGCAGGAGCAGGGCUUGUCAGGUCAUGGAAUAGCAUUUUUGGAUACUAUGUUUACACUCCACAAAGAAGCGCCGCGAAUCUUGGAGGAAACCCUUGGCUUUUCUUCAAUAUGUUUAGAGGCUUUGAAAGAGGAAAUCCAAGGUGGGGGAUUAAAGGGAGGAAUUCCAAGUCUUGAUGAACUCGCGCGGUGGGGAUUGGCUGAGAAGGUCGAAGAGUUGCAGACCUUCUUGGCCGAGACGUAA
Messenger RNA from Glarea lozoyensis ATCC 20868, 858 nucleotides. RefSeq lists its product as uncharacterized. The transcript has a single exon. NCBI's taxonomy places the organism in Eukaryota, Fungi, Ascomycota, Leotiomycetes, Helotiales, Helotiaceae. Bases 1 to 858 code for a protein of 285 amino acids. The record is from RefSeq and is a predicted model, not a curated record.